AUGCCGUCACGCGGGGAACUACCCGCGUUCACCUUCACGGCGCGAGAAGACAACCGCUCAACCGCCGGAGCACCACCGUCCGCAGCAGCAGUCCCCGCUACAUCCCCCGCCGGCACUCCACUCCCCACAGCAACAACCACGACGGUCGCGCCGAAGACCGGAAAGCCGUCCCCAGUCAAGCCGCCAGCGGCGUCUCCUACGAUACGGCCUUCCCCUGGGGUUUUCAGGAGCGGGGUGUCUGGGGCAGCUGCAGGACCUUCAAGCAGAGCGCCAGGACGCGGCGGGAUUGCAAGGACGGGAGGGGGGAGGGCGGGCGGGAGGGAUCACACCGGCCGGGGACGAUUAGCCGCUGGAGGGGACGCGCCGCGAGUUGCUUUUGGGCGGGGAGUACCGAACGCUGCGGUUCCGACUGCUAAGGCGACAGGUAGCGGCAAGACUGCCGGCACUGGCAAAACUGCAUCUGCAGCCGGGAAAACUGCAGCUGCGGCUGCUGAUGCAACGACUACUGGCGGAACCUCCGCCGGUGUAUCCACGCCGGGAAAAGCGGUGAAUUCAGCUCAGGGGUCUGCCGGACAUGCGUUGAACGAACCCCAGUCAGAGCCAACAACCGCGCGAAGCAUUGGCGUAAACGUGGCGCAGCCUCCGCACCUGGCACAGCCGAGCGCAGUGACGGCCGCCGCGACUAACGCAGCGCCCGCGCAAGGGAGCGCGGGAACCUUAAGGACGGGAAGGGGGGACGCGGCAACCGCAGCGGCCGCGGGCGGAACAUCGGCGGGAACAGCGGCGGGGUUUCGGGAGCCGGGACCCGGAGCUCCCGUUGGCAUCGCGGCGGCGGAGCCGGGGAGCUCGUCGGGGGCGUUCACGGUGUUUCCGCGCACGGGGCGGGGGGAUGUGCGGCGCGCGUACGCGCUGGGGAAGGAGCUGGGGAAUGGCGGAGGGGGCGUCGUGCGCGAGUGCUUGGAUCCGCUCACGGGACGGCCGGUGGCGGCGUGCAAGAGCAUUCCCAAGUCGAAGCUGCAGCGGCGCGACCUGGCGGACGAGGUGCGCAUGGAGGUGACGGCGAUGAAGCGGCUGCACGGGCACGCGCACGUGGUGCAGCUGCUGGGCGUGUACGAGGACGCGCGCGCCGUGCACCUCGUCAUGGAGCUCUGCACCGGCGGCGACCUCUACGACUUCCUCACCGCCGCCGUCACGCUCCCCGAGCCGCUCGCCGCACGCAUCGCCAGCCAAAUCCUCCGCGCGUUGAGUCACUGUCACCGCAACGGCAUACUCCAUCGCGACGUGAAGCCCGAAAACAUCCUCCUUGUGCGCGCAGCGCCUCUCCCCAACCGCGCUUCCGCCUCCGCCACCGCCGACGGUGCGGAUGGGAAACCCGCCGGGCAAAACUUUGCGGAAGCGGUUAAGGCGUCGACGGCGGCGGGCGCGGCCGGCGCGGCGGGUGGAGACGGCGGAGACGGCCCGCCGAGUACCCCGAGCAGCACGGCGACGAGCAGUCUGUUCAGCACGCGGAGCAGUUUCCUCGACUCCGCCACCGGCGCAACCACCACCGCCAGCGCCAGCACCGCCACCAGCAGCCACGGCGCGACGCGAGGCAACCACGCGGACGACACCGACGCCAGUGGGGCCUGGGGCGCCCGCAGCGGCGGCGGCGGCGGCGGCGGCGGGGGAUUCGGCGCGGAGUUCGGCGCGGAGAACGGGUGGGCGGAGAUCCACGUGAAGCUGGCGGAUUUCGGGCUGGCGGUUCCGCUGAAAUCGGGGCAGCAGGCCGUGGGAAUGCACGGCAGCUCUGUGUAUAUGGCGCCUGAGGUGGUAUGUCGGAAGCCGUACGGCGUGCAGGUGGAUAUGUGGGGUCUGGGCGUUAUACUCUAUACUGCGCUCUCCGGUUUUAUGCCGUUUUGGGGCACGACGGACGAGGAGCUCUUUGUGCGAAUUCUCCGCGGCCGCCCGGAUUACCGCAGCGAUCCGUGGCCGUCGAUCUCGGACGAAGCGAAGGAUCUGAUCCGUUGGUUGCUGACGAUAGAUCCGCCGCGCCGCGCGACCGCGGAAGCCGCGCUGGCGCACCCGUGGAUCCUCCGCCACUGCCCUCCGCAGCUGCCUUCUCUCUCCCUUCCGCCGACGCUGCGCGAAGCGGGCGCCCCGCAGCACAGGCGCAGGCCCGCGUCCUCCGCAUUUCCCCCCGGCAGCCUGCACUUUCCGCCAUCCACCGCGCGGAGGCUCGACGGCGCAGUGGGGUCCCCUCUCUACCCUCGCUUACCAGGCCAAGACCCAGCCUUCGCUGCCUUCGCCCCCACUCCCCCUUUCAACCACUCCUCCGCUUUCCACCACUCCAACCCCACCCCACCCCUGCUUCCAGCACCGGAUUUCACCUGCCCCAACCCCUCCUCUUCCUCUGCAUUCCUGGCUCCCUCUCCUGCCGCCUCUCCCGCUCCUUCCUUCGCCUCGUCUGCUUCCUCUUGCCCCACGCCUUUCCUCGCCCCUCUCCCUCCUCUCUCCGUGCUCCCUACCUCUGCAUUCAGCCUGUCCCACACGCCCACCGCCCCUGCCGCCGCUGCUUCCGCUGCCCCCACCGCCCGUGCCCCUUCUCCUUACGACAGCACAGCACCUCCUACCGAUUCUCCAUUUGCAGCCGCCGUCGCUACAGCUGCACCUGCUGCCCUUGCUACGGCCGCCGCCGUUCCCUCUCCCGGGUCGCCCUCUCCUCUCCCCGGUCUGUCCAGCCCAGCCGGUUCAAGCUCUCCCACUGCCCUCCCGCCUGGAACCUUUGUCAUCUUCGCGCCAGGGGCUUUCCGGCUGGGAACAGCAGACCUGGGAGACGGAGGGUACAAUAACAAUCCAGGAGGAGCAGCCGCACAGGAUGCGAUGAUGGUGGAAGGCAGCCGGGGAUUGGGAUCUGCUGGGAAGAGCUUGCUGGGCAGCCGAGAGGGUCACAGCCCCGGUCGCCGGAGGUGCCUGUUUGGCCAGGCCCAUUCCACCAGCAACGCCGCCUCUGCUGCUGCUGCGCCUCUUGCUCCCUCUGCUGCUGCUGCGUCAGCUGCGGCACUGGCGGCGUCUGCAGCAGCAGUAUCAGCGUCUGCUGUGUGCGUCUCUGUGCCUCCGUCCCUCGCCCCUGCACCCAAGGCUAUCAGAGGGGGAGGAGGAGGCACCAGCCUGGGCCCCAUCACAUCACAGCGCUCCCGCCCCUCGGCUCUCAGCAGCCCGUUCUACCUGUUUUCGCCCAAGAGGAAGCUGCGCAAGGCUCAGGUCCCUAGCACCACUGCAUCUGCUGCCACCACUGCUCCGCGUUUCAACUUCUCCCUGCCAUUCCAUGGAAGCACUAUUGUAGGUGCCGGCAGCUUCGGCACCAAAACCAGCAACUCUGCUGCUGCUGCAGCAGCAGCAGCUCCAGCUGCCGCUGAUGGCUCUGCGUCUCUCUUUUCCCAUGGGACCAACCCGUAUUUCGGUCCUGGAGCCUUUGGGUCCAUCACUGCAGGCCAGCCAUUGUUCACCUCCACUCCUCCCAACAGCUCUGUUGCUGCUGCUAAUCCCACCCUUGCGAAUCCAACCACCGCCAACACCACUCCCACUAGCGCUGUUCCAUCGUCCCCGCUCUCCAGUGCCACCCCCACCAGUAUUGGCACGCCAACGCAAGCCGCAAACAGCAGCAGCCCCUUCUCCUCCUCUGCCUCCCCCUUCGCUGCUGCCUCUGCCAUCGCCCGCGCUUCUGUGAAGAGCCUCUUUAGGAGCAUCAGCAGGGGCGGCGGCAGCAACGCCAGCGGAAGCAACCAUGGCAACAGCUCUGCUGGUGGUGGUCACCAGAGUAGCGGGGUUAACGGUGAUAUCACUAGUGGGGUUUGCCCUGGUGGGACAGAAGGAGAGUUGGUGCAGGACCGUGCACUGGCUGCUGCUGUGGCUCUGGGGCUCUAUGAGAGUAAUGCAAUGCAGGCAGGGCCAGCUGGGGGACGAGGAGGUAGAGGGAUCGGGAGUGGUGGACAGCCGUAUGGUGGCGAGGGGGGGAUCGGGGGAGCAUGUGGGGGAGCAGGUGUGAGAAGGGGGCUGUUUUCUGGCUCGCCAUCCAAGCGAGCCCCGCUAACCCGAAGGACAAACUCUGCCAAGACUGGGUCCACUCCUCGUGGGCUCUUUUGA
This is a messenger RNA of Closterium sp. Yama58-4, 4122 nucleotides long. The record is from the annotation of a GenBank genome assembly. Lineage: Eukaryota; Viridiplantae; Streptophyta; Zygnematophyceae; Desmidiales; Closteriaceae.